This is a messenger RNA of Ixodes scapularis (black-legged tick), 2898 nucleotides long. RefSeq lists its product as uncharacterized. The record is from RefSeq and is a predicted model, not a curated record. The coding region runs from base 1 to 2898 and encodes 965 amino acids. Lineage: Eukaryota; Metazoa; Arthropoda; Arachnida; Ixodida; Ixodidae. The transcript has 2 exons.
AUGGAAGAUGCAACAGAUCCCGUGGAAUCCCAACUCACACGACAGUGGCCAGACCGGAUGGACAAAGAAUCUAUAGCGAAAACCAUGGUGCGAGAAGGUUCCACAGUCGUCGGAAGCGAUCUGGUAAGCGUCGACAAGAAAACCGCACCAGUCCUGCAACAAAAGGCAGUGGGACAGAAGAACGCCACAUUAGUUGAAGCCAGUGAAGGUUUGAAACCGACGGCAAAAGCAGAAGAGUCGCACAGACGAAGUAGUAGGAGCAAUGUCACUAAAAAAGAAGCGGGCAACGCAUCAGAACACAGUGGAAGUUACCGAGCACCAUUGCUCACGGAAGAUCGUAGCCGGAGUCUUUCAGAGAGUAUUUCAACUAUUGCAGAGCCGAAGUCAAUGUUCAUUGAGCCAGCUACUUCCACGACCAAGCCAAUCGAGUCUAAGAAUAUGUCCGGUACAAAUUCUAUGUUAUCCGCCACCUCUGAUGAAAAACCGAGUGCUUACAGUCUGGCAUCACCGUCAUCGCUGCAAAGAGAUCUUCAAAAACGAGUUGAGUUUGAGAAGCCAUUAUCCGAAGCUAUGGCGGACGUUGAAAAAUCUCAGCAGAAAGACGACUCUACUUCAGAAGGAAGGGACAAGUUGGAUGGCAACACUACCGACAUCAUUUCAAUGCAACUCAAAGUGGAGCCCUCCUCCUGCGAGCAGAACAGCAGCAGUACCACGCUAGACGAAGCUUUCAUACAGUCCCAGACGGAGACAGAACUAGAACCCGAAAAGGACCCUGCCGAGGCCAGCGAAGCUAUAACCACUUCGUCCCGUACCGAAGAAACGACCCCCACAAAAGACGACGCGACCUUCGGCUACGAAAAGAUCCAACCUUCGCGUACAGAACCAGGGUCGUUAAACAGUGAGAACAGCUCGAGUGAAACAGCGAGAAAGUCAAGUACGGACCUCGGUUUUCGUGGUUUUUCGUUGCCGGCAUCCCAGUCGACAGUGCUCUCACUCAUUUCUUCAGAAUCAAGCUACCCAGAUUUCUGCAAAGAAAGUGGCCAGGGUCGACCUCAUCUACCGCCUCGUGCGACGCUAACUCGAGUUGAGACAAGCGCCCAGACACUAAGUUCGUCGUCGUAUUUGAACAUGCAUACACAAUGUGGCUUGACGGACAAAAAGAUGGACUAUAUGAUACUGGAGGGUAAACGAGAGGACGAAGAUGCCUCAGGCUACAUCUGGCCCAUUACAGGCAACAGACCGCGACGCCGCGUCUCCACGAGUCCGAAGUCUAGCAAGGACGUCGUGAAUGUCACCAUUCUGGGCAACAAUUUGUUGCUCCGGGAAAAACGUGCGAUGUCACCGCAUUCCGAAUCAGAUCCUUCGUGCACUAUCGACGAGAAUAGUUACAUUAUGAGGAAGAAGAUUGAGCAACCCGCUUCUCAGGCAACGGUUCCAGCGGCCUGUUUUGAUCAUCAGUCUAGGUCAUCGAGGCCCGAUGCGGUAGGGUCGGAUGACUAUAUCACGAGGCAGACAACGGGCAUCCACGAUAGCUUGCCCUGUUUCGAAGAGAACCAGUCGUUCACAGAAAGCACCGUCUCCAAGCCGCUUAGAUUACAAGAUACGGGGCUGCAGCAGCAUCCCCCAGAAGACCGGGUCGGCAUUUUGUUGCCAGGAUUGUCUUCCCAGAUUCCACCGUUCUCUUCACGUUCCUCAGGCUCCAGACGCCAGUCCACCCAGCAGACCGGAAUGCGGCAGGCAAAAAAAGCGGUGAUCGAAGCGGUUCACGAGGUUAAAAUGAACUCGCCGGAGGCGCUCGCUCAAGCACUUUAUUACAACUACCCUUCGGGUAGAUUAAGCAGAGCUUCGAGCGGCGAUGCUCGUAGAUAUCCCAGCCUCCUCGGACUCACGCAGAAGCCAUCUGUUUGGGAGAUGUGCCGUGGAGUUUCCCCAGAAGUAGUGCGUCUCUCCUCCAUACCUUCGCUUCCCGCCUCGCCGAUUACCGUAUCUCUGGACUUGCUCGCACAGGGUGAAAAAUCGGAACCUCAGGAAGAGAACUCCAAAACGCCGAAUUGCAUUAGCCUUUCCCCGGUGUCCUCCGUGGAGCUCUUUUCUUCUUUUCCUGACUCUUUUAUUGCGACUCACCUAGAAAACACGAUCACGCUAGUGUCAGAAGACAGCGAGACGGCACGUCCUGACAUCCCUAGUGGCGAGUCAUUCGGAAGCAGUACCGUUAGGCUCGAUUGUUCACUGGGUCAACCGUUAUCAGCAAGGAUUCGCAAAGUUACAUCUUUAGAAUCUUUCUAUCAUUCAUAUGUGGACCAGCAUCUCAUCAUGGAUUUCAACACCGCUGUGCCGCCGCCAAACAACAGUACAGUGUCCCAUCCUGGAAACCGUGUACGCUCCGACUCGUCACAUGAAAGGGAAAUAAGGUCUGAGGUCAACGCUGAUCUCACUGAAACUCAGUACGAGGAUUUGACCUUCGGUGACAUUGAGUUAGAGCAAACUUCAGACCAUCAUUCACCGCCCGGGAUGUCACCUGCUUCCAGUCGGCAAGAAGAGGUGGAUGUACCCAAGUCGUUUAGCCGGCAGAUGACCUCUUUUCAUUUAUGUGCUCCGACUGAGCCUAUAGACAAGGCAUUACUCGUAACACCGAGUAAGCGGCAGAACGCAGAAUCACCACUCGAGUCAAAUGUCCAAAUCGAAGGCGUAUUUUCGGAUUCUUCAUCGUCUCUUCAAGAUCUGGUUUCGAGUGUGAUGCCAACUUCGGAUUCAAAUGAAGAGAGUGAAAUACGCUUACCAAAGUAUUCUUCUCAAGAAUCUCGAUCUGAAACCUCUUCGUUGCUUGAUUCUCCUGCCCUGGACUCCUCAGCGUCCUCCACGGCCGGCAUCCACAACAAGACGAAGUGUAAAGACUGA